Messenger RNA from Misgurnus anguillicaudatus (oriental weatherfish), 2516 nucleotides. Lineage: Eukaryota; Metazoa; Chordata; Actinopteri; Cypriniformes; Cobitidae. The record is from RefSeq and is a predicted model, not a curated record.
CAAAAAAAUUUGGAGCUACAAAAAUGUAUGGUAUGUGAAAAAUAAUGUGUUUUUAACCAUAAACCACAUGAACACAUUGCAUUAUACCAAAUACACAAAAUAAAUUUUUUUGCAAUGAAAUUGGUGCUCUUCAAAGUGCUGGUGAACAAGGAAUUGAUUCCAGAAAAAAGCUAACAGAGAACAUUUAAAGGGAAAUUACCUGUACUUACCAGUUUACUAAAACGCAAGCAGACAGUUCCUGAUUUUGGUUAUUUCUUUAGUCAUUACUUACUUCAGUCAACACUGUAUUAUAGAGUUUCAGUCUGAGAUUCUGGAUUGCUCGUCUGAAGAUGCAAGAUUUUGUGAUUGUCUUGCUUUCUUUCCUUUGUACUUCCAAAGGUUUAACAGGUGUGAACUGGGAUGUAGUAGUGCAACCCCAAGUCAAAGGCAUUAAGGGUCAAAAUGUGAUUCUUCCCUGUGUCUUCAUACACCCAAGACAAAAUACGUACACCAGCAAGAUCACUGUUAAGUGGAUACAGCACCGCUCUGCGGACCUUAUUUUUCAAUGCAGUCUACAGAACCAGACGGACGGGCAGAAUCAGGAAUGCUAUAAUCCGACAUCACCGAUGCGAUUGGGGCUCUACGGCAAUCCCAGAAAAGGAGAUAUUUCCUUGAAUAUCAGUAACUCGCAGUUUACUGAUAACAAGCGGUACAUUUGCAGGGUGGAGCUGGAUUAUGAAAGUUACCAGAGCAAGACCAACACACUGCUAAAUAUCACAGGUCCGCCGCAGAUCCUUAAUCUAACCCUUGACUCAGAGGCUACAGGUAAGGGUGGGAUGCUGAAGUGCAUUGCCAGUGGGAAUCCAGUACCAUCAGUGAAAUGGACGCCCUUAUCUGGAUCGCUGGGAAAUGUUCCAGUGCCCAAAACUGAGCAGAGCAACUACACAGUCAUCAGCUCAAUCCCAUUCUCUGGGCAGGACGUGUACACCUGCCAGGCUGUGAACUCACUUGGUCGAGCUGAGAAAACAUUUCCACCAAAUAAUCUAACUGGUCUGGUGUGGAUUAGUGUUUUUGGAUGUUUGCUGCUUCUUGGGCUGUUUAUUGGUGUUGGCGUUGUGGUGAGAAAAAGGAGGAGAGCCAUGCCACAGAAUUAUCCUAAUCAUCCUUUACAGAUGGGUAGAAGCUGUAUAGAUCAAGUUAAUACAACACCUAUCUAUAAUAAAACACCUAUCUAUGCCAAUGUCAGUAUUGGUGAAAGACGUUUACCACCAGAGAUACCAGUGAAAGGUGAGUACUAAAUUGUAUCAUAGAGUCAUAUUGUAUAGGGUCUGGGCAAAAUCUAAUUUUGUCAACCUUUGUAUCUGUAUUUUCUUAGGUUUGGAUGAAACAACUUAUGGUUACAGUGACAUCCAAAAGAAAUAGAACUAUUACGUGUAACAAAUUAACUAUAAAUAACAAACAGUAAUAAUUAUCUGUAUUCUGCUUAUAAAAUCUACUAAUAAAACAAACAUUUAAUUUAGUCUCCAUCUUUAAAAUCUCUCUUUUUUUAAAGAAAUAGGUGGAAUUGACUCGUCAGAUACGAUUGAUCUGGAUAAUAAUGCUGCAUUCCAGACAUCAAAACCGGAAUUAACCUUUGAAAUAUGCAAUAUUAAAUGUAUUGAGUAACAGUAAACAUUAAUGUUAUAAAUGAUUUAGUAAUACCAAAACUUUUUUUAAAUCACUUUUUUUGUAACAUUAAAAGAGCACCGUUACAGACAUUAUUUCCUGGUUGAGGUGGGAAAAAUAAUUUAAAUAUAAUUUAAAAAUCCUAAUUCUUAAUAAUUUUCAUUACAUUUUCAUUACUAGUGUGUAGUUUUCCAUUUAAUGUAAAUUUACUUGUAAAUAACGUUACCAAAAAAAACCUAAACGCUUUCACGUUGUCCUUGCUAUUUUUCUCAGCGCUGGUCAGCACCAGACCAAUCACAAUAAUUUAGGAUUACUGUGUGAAAUUUUAAUAUAAUAGUUUAUUGAAGAUUCGUAUGUGGAUUUUUAUGUAUCAGGUAACAAUAUUUUUUAAAAAUAUAUUUUUAAAAAGUAUGCGUUUCAAUCAUAAGACUGUAAAAAAUAUGGACGUAGUGUCCGUGACGUCACCCAUUGGUUGGAGAAGAGCUCUUUAAAGCCAAAAGUAGGCGGUGCCUGUCGUCGUCAUCUUGGCCGCGCGUCACUCGCGGAUAACCGAAAAUGGGUAAAAAGGCGGGACGUGGGUGAAGCUGAGGUGGUUGGUUGCUGAAACCACGCCCGCCUAGCUCGACUCUAUUGACAGCAAUGGCAGUUCACCCGUCACUCAAGUGACCACUCUCUAAAUUAUGCAGAACUUAUUGAUGUAAAAAAACUGUUCCAUUGGAGUGAACGGAGUUAUCGUAUCUCUGUGGCUCUGGGCUUAAUAUAUUUUAAACGGUUGAGUUACCAAAAAAUCCACCCACCCCACUGUUGGCAUGAAGGCAAAAUGAGCUAUAUAAACAACAACAAAAACACUUUUUUUGUAACAGGUUGUAAAC